Molecule: messenger RNA, 5571 nt
Organism: Ornithorhynchus anatinus (platypus)
Lineage: Eukaryota; Metazoa; Chordata; Mammalia; Monotremata; Ornithorhynchidae
Gene: KDM5B
Product: lysine demethylase 5B
Exons: 28
Coding region: 16-4683 (1555 amino acids)
Biological process (GO): chromatin remodeling
Cellular component (GO): nucleus
Molecular function (GO): DNA binding; histone demethylase activity
Source: RefSeq, a predicted model, not a curated record
GCCCCCGCUGCGGCCAUGGAGCCCUCCCCGGUCCCCCCGGGCCCCCCCGGCCCCUUGGGCGAGUUCCUGCCGCCCCCCGAGUGCCCCGUCUUCGAGCCCAGCUGGGAGGAGUUCGCCGACCCCUUCGCCUUCAUCCACAAGAUCCGACCCAUCGCCGAGCAGACCGGCAUCUGCAAGGUCCGGCCGCCCCCGGACUGGCAGCCGCCAUUUGCUUGUGAUGUUGACAAACUUCAUUUCACUCCUCGAAUCCAGAGGCUGAAUGAAUUGGAGGCACAAACUCGGGUGAAAUUGAAUUUUCUGGACCAGAUUGCUAAAUUUUGGGAGCUUCAGGGUUGUACCCUGAAAAUUCCACAUGUAGAGAGGAAGAUCUUGGAUUUGUUUCAACUAAAUCGGCUGGUCGCCGAAGAAGGUGGAUUUGACGUUGUCUGUAAGGACAGAAAAUGGACCAAAAUAGCCACCAAAAUGGGAUUUGCUCCAGGGAAGGCUGUGGGAUCACACAUUCGGGCACAUUAUGAGCGCAUCCUUUACCCAUACAACUUAUUUCAGUCUGGAGCUAGUCUUUUGGCACCUGACAUAUGUUCCAAACUGAUGUGUUUAGUGGAUCAUGGCGUUCUGGAAAAGUGCCUGCAGAAACCAAGUCUUACCACGGACACUAAGGAUAAGGAGUACAAGCCUCAUGAUAUUCCCCAGCGACAGUCAGUUCAGCCUGCCGAAACCUGUCCACCAGCCCGCCGGGCUAAGCGCAUGCGAGCAGAGGCAACAAAUGUUAAAACGGAACCAGGGGAGUUACCCGAAGCCAGGACUCAUAAUCUGAGACGUCGAAUGGGGUGCCCUUCUUCCAAAUGUGAAAAUGCAGAGAAAGAAAUGCGCAGCAUCAUAAAGCGAGAACUUGUUGAGAAGAAAGAACUCAUUGGUGAAAUUGAGAAGGAGAAACCCAAAAGUCGGUCUAAAAAGAGCACAAAUGCUGUGGAUCUCUAUGUCUGCCUCUUGUGUGGCAGUGGCAGUGAUGAGGACCGCCUUCUCCUGUGUGAUGGUUGUGAUGAUAGCUACCACACCUUCUGCUUGAUUCCACCGCUCCAUGAUGUGCCAAAGGGAGAUUGGAGGUGUCCUAAAUGUUUGGCUCAGGAGUGUAAUAAGCCACAAGAAGCAUUUGGUUUUGAACAAGCAGCCAGGGACUACACACUUCGCACUUUUGGGGAAAUGGCGGAUGCAUUUAAGUCCGACUACUUCAACAUGCCGGUUCACAUGGUUCCUACAGAGCUGGUGGAGAAAGAAUUUUGGCGUCUGGUUAGCACUAUUGAAGAAGAUGUCACCGUGGAAUAUGGGGCUGAUAUUGCCUCAAAGGAAUUUGGCAGCGGCUUUCCCGUCCGAGAUGGGAAAAUCAAACUUUCCCCAGAGGAGGAGGAAUAUCUUGAUAGUGGCUGGAAUUUGAACAACAUGCCUGUGAUGGAGCAAUCUGUCCUGGCUCACAUUACUGCAGAUAUAUGUGGCAUGAAACUGCCAUGGCUUUAUGUGGGAAUGUGCUUUUCUUCAUUCUGUUGGCACAUUGAAGACCAUUGGAGUUACUCUAUUAACUACCUGCACUGGGGGGAGCCUAAAACCUGGUAUGGAGCCCCAGGCUAUGCAGCUGAGCAGCUGGAAGAUGUAAUGAAGAAAUUGGCUCCAGAGCUGUUUGUCUCCCAGCCAGAUCUCCUCCAUCAACUUGUCACCAUCAUGAACCCAAAUACAUUGAUGGCUCAUGGUGUGCCUGUUUACCGAACUAAUCAGUGUGCUGGAGAGUUUGUGAUUACAUUUCCAAGAGCCUAUCACAGUGGCUUUAACCAAGGUUUUAAUUUUGCCGAAGCAGUUAACUUCUGCACUGUCGACUGGCUGCCUCUAGGCCGUCAGUGUGUGGAGCAUUAUCGCCUGCUGAACCGUUACUGUGUAUUUUCUCAUGAUGAGAUGAUCUGUAAAAUGGCUUCCAAAGCAGACGUCUUGGAUGUGGUGGUGGCUUCAACUGUUCAGAAAGAUAUGGCUAUUAUGAUCGAGGAUGAAAAGACUUUACGGGAGACUGCCCGUAAAUUGGGAGUAAUCGAUUCAGAAAGAAUGGAUUUUGAGCUGUUGCCAGAUGAUGAGCGGCAGUGUGUAAAAUGCAAAACCACCUGCUUCAUGUCGGGUGUCUCCUGCUCUUGCAAACCUGGGCUGCUGGUAUGUCUACAUCAUGUGGAGGACCUGUGCUCCUGCCCUAUGUAUAAAUAUAAAAUGGGAUAUAGAUACACUUUGGAUGAUCUCUACCCAAUGAUGAAUGCACUGAAGCUGCGGGCAGAGUCUUAUAAUGAAUGGGCAUCAAAUGUGAAUGAAGCUUUGGAGGCCAAGAUCAACAAUAAGAAAAGCCUGGUCAGCUUUAAGGCUUUGAUAGAAGAGUCUGAAAUGAGGAAGUUUCCCGACAAUGAUCUGCUGCGCCAUCUUCGUUUAGUCACCCAGGAUGCAGAUAAGUGCGCGUCUGUGGCCCAGCAGCUACUCAAUGGCAAAAGACAAACCAGAUAUCGUUCCGGUGGCGGGAAAUCACAAAAUCAGCUGACAGUGAAUGAACUGCGGCUAUUUGUAAGGCAGCUGUAUGCUCUACCCUGUGUCUUGAGCCAGACACCAUUGCUGAAGGAUCUCCUUAACCGAGUGGAAGAUUUCCAACAUCACAGCCAGAAACUCCUGUCGGAGGAGAUGCCCCGUGCAGCAGAGCUGCAGGAGCUGCUGGAUGUAAGCUUCGAUUUUGACGUCGAGCUUCCGCAGCUCGCUGAGCUUCGGGUCCGCCUGGAGCAGGCCCGAUGGCUGGAAGAGGUGCAGCAAGCGUGUCUGGACCCCAGUUCUCUCACCCUGGAUGAUAUGAGGCGCCUGAUAGAUCUAGGAGUGGGACUGGCACCCUAUUCAGCAGUGGAAAAAGCAAUGGCCAGGCUGCAGGAGCUCCUGACGGUGUCGGAGCACUGGGAUGAUAAAGCGAGGAGCCUGAUCAAAUCCAGACCACGGCACUCAUUAAAUAGUCUUGCAGCAGCAGUAAAGGAGAUUGAGGAGAUUCCUGCGUAUCUCCCAAAUGGCCUUACCCUGAAAGAUGCUGUUCAGAAAGCCAAAGAUUGGCUACAGGAAGUGGAUGCCCUUCAGGCUGGAGGCCGAGUGCCCGUAUUAGACACACUCAUGGAGCUUGUGUCACGAGGUCGAUCUAUCCCAGUUCACCUGAAUUCCCUGCCAAGACUGGAGUCCCUGGUGGCCGAGGUUCAGGCAUGGAAGGAGUGUGCUGCCAAUACGUUCCUGACCGAAAACUCACCAUAUUCUCUUCUGGAGGUGUUGUGUCCCCGAUGUGAUGUGGGCAUGAUGGGAUUGAAAAGAAAACAGAGGAAGUUAAAGGAGCCUUUGCCAAACGGAAAGAAGAGAAGCACUAGGCUGGAGAGUCUAAGCGACCUGGAGAGAGCUCUGACUGAAAGCAAAGAGACGGCUUCAGCAAUGGCCACUCUCGGGGAAGCCCGUUCGAAGGAGAUGGAAGCCCUGCACGCCCUGAGAUUGGCAAACGAAGGGAAGCUCCUGUCACCUGCCCAGGAUACAGAGAUGAAAGUCUGCCUGUGUCAGAAAACACCAGCCGCGCCCAUGAUCCAGUGCGAACUCUGCCGGGACGCCUUCCACACGGGCUGCGUGGCCGUCCCCAGCAUCUUGCAAGGACCCCGUGUCUGGCUGUGCCCCCACUGUCGGAGAUCCGAGAAACCCCCAUUAGAGAAAAUCCUGCCCCUGCUGGCCUCCCUGCAGCGCAUCCGUGUGAGGCUUCCCGAGGGAGACGCGCUGCGGUAUAUGAUCGAGAGAACCGUGAACUGGCAACAUAGAGCCCAGCAAAUGUUAUCUUCAGGGAGCUUAAAAUUUGUACAAGACAGUGUGGGGUCGGGACUGUUGUACAGCAGAUGGCAGGCGUCAGCUGGACAGUUGCCAGAGACAAACAAGGUGUCGCAGACCAUUGGGGCCACAUCCUUCUCUCUGCCCCAUGACUGGGAUAGCCGAACCUCAUAUUUACACUCUCCGUUUUCUACUGGACGAAGCUGCAUCCCCCUCCAUGGUAUCAGUCCAGAACUGGAUGAACUGAUGAUGGAAGCCCAGUUGCUCCAGGUGUCUCUCCCUGAAAUUCAAGAACUCUACCAGACCUUGCUCACCAAACCGAGUCCUCCUAAGCAGAGUGACCGCAACUUCCCCGUUGGCCUCACCAGUGAGAAGAGUGACUGCUGCCGGGGGAAGCGGGAUGGGGGCAGCAGUCUGGAGAGGAAGCUCAAGAGGCGCCUAGAGAGAGAGGGCUUGUCCACUGAGCGGAGGGAGCGAAUGAAGAAAAUGCGGACCCCCCAAAAGAAGAAAAUCAGAAUGGCCCACUCGAAGGACAUGAACGGUCUUAAGCUCGAGAGAGAGCGGGGUUACGAACUGACCCACUCCAGUGAAACCCAGUCUCUGCCCUCUGACACCUCCUUCUCGGAGCAAGAGGACUCUGAGGAUGAAGACGCCAUCUGCCCAGCCAGGAGCUGCCUACAGCCAGAAGGAGAUGAGGUGGAUUGGGUCCAGUGCGAUGGCAGCUGCAAUCAGUGGUUUCAUCAGGUGUGUGUUGGUGUUUCUCCAGAGAUGGCAGAGAAGGAAGACUACAUCUGUAUGCGUUGUACUCUGAAGGACGCGCAGAACCGAAAAUAAAAAUAACAUUCGCCCACCUUCCCUGCCUGUGUAAUUCAGGACUCCACUAGAGAAGAUUUCUGCAAUUUCUCAGCAAAGCUACGGGACUGGUGUUAGAACCAGGCUGUAAACGGUGCUAUUUCUAUCCUCAAGGGAUCAUUUUCCAGAACUCUUUAAAAAAAAAAAUACACAGAAAAACAACAAAAAAAUUUUUUGACACUUUUUGUAUUUUUUCCCUAAGAGCUGUUUGUGGUUGUUGAGGUUUGAAAUGCUGACUGUUUUUUGCAGGGGUUUCCACCAAUUUGGAAGGCAUUGGAUGAAGCUGGCACCUUCUUAUGUACAGCAUUAAUCUGACUUUUGGGAUUUGCUGGCAUUUCAGCCCAACUCGGUUUCAGUGCCCUUCCAGGCACCAGAAAAUCCAGUAAAUCCUCUUUCGAGGACUCCUUCCUGUUGACUCUGUUACCAUUUUUGAAAAUUUUAGUUAUUUUUUUCCCCAUUUCGGGUUUUUUUUUUUUUGGUUCCGAUUUUUUUUUUCCCCAAGGGGGCGGGGUGGGGGCGGGGGGUGUAGUCUAGGUUUAUUUAUCUGAGCAAUAACUUCUAUGUCUGGUUUCAGUGGCUGGAAUUAAAAAAACAAACCUUCUGAACAGUGUGGUGCUUUAGCAUUCGGUUGAUGUACAGAACCCAGAUAUUUAGGUUCUAGUGUCACUGAUGGACUAGUGAUGUAGAGGAGAGACCGCUCUGUAAGUAAUUGCUACAGCUGUAUUUUGGCUUUCUCUUCUUAUUUUUUUUGUUUUGUUUUUUGGGGUUUUUUUUUUUUGAUUUUUUGGUUUUUUUGGGGGGCGGGGGGGGUAGCGUGUAUCCAUUGUUGCAGUUUAUAUUGUGGAAUAAAUCCUUGGUUAUGAUAUACAA